Molecule: messenger RNA, 732 nt
Organism: Striga asiatica
Lineage: Eukaryota; Viridiplantae; Streptophyta; Magnoliopsida; Lamiales; Orobanchaceae
Source: the annotation of a GenBank genome assembly
AUGCCGUUCACAAACGCAUAUGAACCCGGUUCUGGAGCAAAACUUACAUUAAACUGCUCGUUUUUAUGUAUGAACAAACAGAAUUCUUUCGUGAAAGGUUUCAGUCCAAGGGCACGUGCAGUGAGCCAAGCGCUGAAGUUGCCGAGCAAGGUAAAUGGGCCGGCUUGGACCGUGAACAAGUCCUCGAGUCCUUUGAAGCCUUUGUAUUGGGCCGCGUUGAAGCGGAGGAUUUUUGGGCCCGGGCCCACUCGGAAUGCGUACACGAAUCGCGAAUGGGAAAUUCUUGAUGACCCGUACUCGAUCGCCGGAUAUCGACUUGCCUUAGCCGCUGAGGUUGUCGAGUGGCCUUUUAUUUGCAUAAUCGAAGCGGAUUUCGGGUUUGUCAUGUCCCCAACCCAUUCCCGGCCGUUCGGCGCCAGGAAAAUGCCGGUCGAGCCGCAGUUAAUUGAUACGUCGCCUGUGAAAAGGGAAGUAGGGAAUGGAACUUUUGAAUAUGAUGUGGACGUUGGGGACCGUUGCCAGUUUUCAGAGGUCGAGACGGCAUCUCUUCCACCACCACGCACCGUCGGUUUUGCCCCUCUCUAUGGUGGUUCGCCUCAAUUUCUCCGGCGAAUGAGACAACGAGGGCGGAGUUUCGAUUUUAACCAACACCUGUCGCUCGGGCCGUCGCUCGAAGAGAUAUACCCUCCACCGCUGCCCGUCGCCCUUGAACAACUCCGGCCGACGCCGUGA